This is a messenger RNA of Diabrotica virgifera virgifera (western corn rootworm), 2870 nucleotides long. RefSeq lists its product as uncharacterized. The record is from RefSeq and is a predicted model, not a curated record. The transcript is spliced from 3 exons. NCBI's taxonomy places the organism in Eukaryota, Metazoa, Arthropoda, Insecta, Coleoptera, Chrysomelidae. Bases 226 to 621 code for a protein of 131 amino acids.
CUGACGGGCGCCGGCCGGCGCACGGCGCCGAAAUAAUAAAACAGAAACUGCUUACUACUUGAACAUUUGAACCAGAAAAUAAUAAGGCGUAGGUCGCUAGAGUUGAUUAGUAAAAUCAACUUGAUUAGUAAAAUUUGUUCUAUCCUAUUAAUACAGACCAGGCAGUUGUAUAAAUACGAGUAGAAAUAGAAAUACCUACAAACGUACAACUAAACUAAGAAAAAUAUGGAAGGGCGGAAACAACCUGGAUCUUUCUGGCGUAAAAGGAAACAAGAAAAGCAAGAAAGACAAAAUAAAAUUUUGAAAGGUAUACCCAAAAUGACAGCAUUUUUUAUACCUGAUGGAAAUCAAGAAGACGACACUACAAAUAUUUGCCAACCCGGUAGUAGUUCUAGUGCUACUAGUGAUAAAUAUAUUCAUAUUCAACCACAUGAACUUAUUUUGGAGACUUCAGAAUUAGUGCCAGAGCCAGAGCACUUAGUAUCACCUGUUUCAAAAGUAUUAGAAUAUGAAGAAGCAACCACCAGUAACUCGGAUCCAAAACAGGAUUUACUUAAUUUUAAAGAUCCGGCACUUUGGCAAGAUUCCCAUAAUUAUGCAGAAAUGAUUCUAGAAAAAUGAGUCGAACAGAAUCUUACAGAUAUGGACUUUUCAAUGUCAAAAAGAAAUUUCGGGGAACAACACAGGUAUGCCGGUAAGCAAAUAUUUUAUAAAAGACUUGUUAAUGGAGAAGUGGUUCGCCGCGAUUGGGCAAUUUACUCCGAGAGCACUGGCAAUAUAUUUUGUCUUUAUUGUGUAUUAUUUGGAAAUAAAAAAACCAAUUUAAAACAGGAUUUUCAUUAUGGAAUAAAAGUAAGGAAAGAUUAGACGAACAUGAAAGAUCUAAUGAUCAUAUAGAUAAUCUGAAAAUGUAUAUGACUCGCUUAUUAAAGCAAGGAAGAGUUGAUGUAGAACUCGAAAAGGAAAUUAGCACUGCGAAAGAAUAUUGGGUGAAAGUACUAGAAAGAAUCAUAAGUGUAAUAAAGUUUCUGGCUACCAGGGAAUUGGCAUUUAGAGGUACUCAUGAAAGAAUUGGCGAAAAACGGAAUGGAAACUACUUAGGUUUACUGGAACUAUUGUCAGAAUAUGAUCCAUUUUUGAAAGAUCAUAUUAAUAAACGAGCAAAUUUAGGUAAGGGCAAAACGUCAUAUCUAUCAAAAGAUAUAUGUAACGAAUUACUGAAUAUUUUAUCCAAUCGAGUCAUUGAUGAAAUUGUUAGACAAAUUAAGGCAAACAAAUACUAUUCUAUAAGUGUAGAUUCAACACCUGACAUAACACACCAUGACCAACUUCAGUGAUUUUGAGAUAUUGUGACAAUAAAGGGAAUCCCGUGGAAAGAUUCGUGGGAUUUUAUAAAAACACUGGGCAUAGCUCACAACAACUUGAGGAAACAGUUAUUGGGAUGUUAGAGUCUUUGAAAUUAGAUAUUAAGAACUGUAGAGGCCAGUCUUACGACAAUGCCAGUAAUAUGAGUGGAAAGUAUUCUGGUUUGCAAGCACGUAUUAAAGCUUACAAUGAUUUAGCUCUCUUUUGUCCGUGUGCUGCUCACUCUUUAAAUUUGGUUGUCCAAAAUGCAGCAGAUUGUUGUUUGGAAGCAACAUCUUUUUUCAUGUUGGUACAAGCUAUCUACAAUUUUUUCUCCGUGUCUACACAUAGGUGGGAGUUAUUGUCUCGUGCACUAAAGGAUUCGGCUGAGUCGGGCCAGACACUGUUACCUAAGAGAGUGCUAAGUUACCUAAGCAGCUUCUCUAUCGGAAAAACUUAAUUUGUUGGAAAACGGAAUAAUUUUAUCAUUUUGGCUUGACGUUUUACAAAGGGUUAAUGAAGUGAAUAAAUCAGUACAAAAGGAAAAUAUGGAUUUAAGCACAACCGCUCAUCUGUUAUCAUCUUUAGCAGAUUACUUUGAUUUCUUACGUGAUCGUUUUGAUCACUACGAGGCCUUAGGAAUGUUGUUAACAGGGAACGAAAAUUAUGCUGAGAAAAGGAUUAUCAAAAAAAAAAUUGCAAUUAGGAGAAAUGAAUUCGGAGACAAGCUUAAGCCAAAAAGAAAAAAUGCGAACACAAUGUUAUGUUUGUAUAAUAGACAAUCUUAAGUCGGAGAUUAUUCGCCGAUCUGAUAGUUAUAAAUCUUGUUCAAGAGCAUUUGAAUUUUUGUUUAAACUAAAAGCUACGGAAGAUGAAGAUAUUUUCAGAUCGGCAACCGAAUUACAACAAAACUACAAGGAGGAUUUGGAUGAGUAUUUUUCCCAAGAAUGUGUUCAUUUAAAUCAUUUGUUAACGUCUCUUCCCCAAUUAAAUUAAUAAAUUAAUAUCUUCAUUUCCAAACGUUAAUAUUUGCCUGCGUAUUUUUUUCUCCAUAAUGGUCUCAAAUGCAAGUGGCGAACGCUCUCUUUCGACACUAAAAAGGGUAAAGACCUACUUAAGAAAUGCAACUUCCCAAGAAAAUUUGAACUCCUUAGCAGUCUUAUCAAUUAACGAGGACCUGCUAAAUGAAUUAAAUAUAACUGAUAUCAUCGAAAACUUCGCUUCAGUAAAAUCAAGAAAACAAGCUUUUCAAUAGUAAAGGUAUUUGCUUACCUACCUGAAGUUACCUGUUUGAAUGUUAUUAAGUAAAUUUUUAUUUUACUUUGUGAAGUUCGCCCUUAAUUUUUUCCUUGUACCUAUAUUGUUAGUUUUCAUUUAUGUUUGAAACCAAAAAAAGUUGUAAUUGUUUUUUUUUAUUUUAAUAAACUUGUAUUCAAAAUAUGUUUUGUUGAAUUGAAAUAAAGUUAAGAAAUAUUUUUGAGCCUGGGCGCGGCAUCCGUAUCAGCACCGGGCGGCAGACUGUGUUA